Messenger RNA from Sinocyclocheilus rhinocerous, 2202 nucleotides. It is a transcript of the gene cngb3.2, whose product is annotated as cyclic nucleotide gated channel subunit beta 3, tandem duplicate 2. Gene Ontology annotation, cellular component: plasma membrane; photoreceptor outer segment; intracellular cyclic nucleotide activated cation channel complex. Gene Ontology annotation, biological process: monoatomic cation transmembrane transport. Lineage: Eukaryota; Metazoa; Chordata; Actinopteri; Cypriniformes; Cyprinidae. Gene Ontology annotation, molecular function: cGMP binding; intracellularly cGMP-activated cation channel activity; protein-containing complex binding. The record is from RefSeq and is a predicted model, not a curated record. The coding region runs from base 1 to 2166 and encodes 721 amino acids. The transcript is spliced from 17 exons.
AUGAUUAAUCUCUGCACCCGGCAGGAAGAAAAACCUGCAGACAAGGAAAAUGAAGACAAGAAAGAUGAUGAAGGCCCUGCCCCAACGCCGACUCCAGCACCAGCUCCAGAACCAGCAGCACCGGCCUCAAAACCAGAACCGGCCCCCAAACCAGAGGAGAAACCUGCAGACCCGGCCAACGGCCAGCCACCUGCUGAAGGUGAGGAGGCCCCUUCCCCUGAGUCCCGACCCAUUGUGAUAAGCAAGCAUUUUGAUGCUCAACUCAUUGAGAUUGUUCAGCAUUACCGGCAACGGACAGAACAGUUUAAAGAAAAGAUCAUUGACCCCUAUGCAUCCUCUCCAGAGCGCAGCCCUCCUGUCACACCUGUCCUGAGAAAGGAUGACUACUUGAAGUUGGUGGAGGAGAGGAAACGAAAAGAAGAGGAGGACAAGAAAAGAAAAGAGGAGGAGGAGAAGAAAAAGAAAGAGGAGGCAGAGAGAAAAAAUAAAGAGGAGGAGGAGAAGAAAAAAGCAGACAAGCCUGGGGAAAAGAAAGAGGAAAAACAGGAGGAGAAGAAAGAUGACAAGGCAGACAAAGAGCAGAAGUCCAUCUACCCAAAAAUGAAGUGCACCUGUGUAGAUUUCCUGCUGAAGCCCAUCGAGAACAGAAUGGACAAAAGACUGGACACCUCCAUCGAUCCGUUCACAGACUGCAGGUAUAUUGCUUGGCUAAGCUUGGUGACCAUUGCCUUCAACUAUAACCUGUGGUUCAUACCGGUCCGUAUGGCCUUCCCGUAUCAUGACCCAGCGUCUGUUCCAUUGUGGUUUACCUUGGACAUCAUUGCUGACAUCAUCUAUGUCAUCGACAUGAUCGUUUUCCAGCCACGACUGCAGUUCUGUAAAGGGGGAGACAUCAUUUAUGACAGAGUUGUGAUUAAAAAUAAAUAUCGAGAAUCGUCAAGGUUUCAGAAUGAUGUCCUAUCCAUCCUGCCUUCAGACCUGUUAUAUUUCCCGUUUGGAUUCAAGUCUGUCUUCAGGCUCAAUCGUUUGAUGAAGUCUGAAGCAUUUUUUGAGUUCAGUGACCGUCUUGAAGGGAUCAUGACCAAAGCGUACAUCUGGAGAGUAAUUCGCACCAUUGGAUACCUGAUGUUUAUUCUCCAUCUCAACGCAUGUCUUUACUACGUGGCAUCUGACUACCAGGGGAUUGGCAAAACCAAAUGGGUGUACAGCGGAGAAGGCAGCGCGUACUUGCGCAGUUACUAUUUUGCCGUGCGGACUCUGAUCAACAUCGGUGGUCUGCCUGAGCCUCACACAGUCUUUGAAAUCACCUUUCAAUUAACAAACUUUUUUGUUGGUGUCUUUGUCUUCUCAAGUUUGAUUGGACAGAUGAGAGAUGUCAUUGGAGCAGCUACUGCCGGCCAGACGUACUUCCGUGCAUCUAUGGAUGCUUGUGUGGCGUACAUGGUGACAAACCGCAUCCCCAAGCUGGUUCAAAGCAGAGUGCGCACCUGGUACAACUACACCUGGGACUCCCAGGGCAUGCUGGAUGAGUCUGAGCUUCUGGAACAGAUGCCUCUGGUGAUGAGAACAGCCAUCGCUGUGGACAUCAACCUUGCUACUUUCCAAAAGAUCGACCUCUUUAAGGGUUGUGACAACCAGAUGCUUGUGGACAUGUUAUUGAGGCUAAAGUCCAUUGUGUACUUGCCUGGAGACUUUGUGUGCAAGAAGGGUGACAUUGGAAAGGAAAUGUACAUCAUUAAGGCCGGAGAGGUGCAGGUCAUCGGUGGGCCGGACAAUAAGAUUGUGUUUGUGACUCUGAAGGCAGGCUGUGUGUUCGGAGAGAUCAGUUUGCUACAGUCUUCAGCCAAUGGAGGAAACAGAAGAACCGCUAAUGUAGCGGCACAUGGGUUCGCCAACCUCUUCGUACUGGAUAAGAAAGACCUCAAUGACAUCCUGAUUCACUACCCAGAGUCUCAGAAAGUGCUGGCCAGGAAGGGACGGAAACUGCUGAAAGCCAAGGGUCCCCCUCCUGCUGCUAAAGGCAACGAGGAAAAGAAGAAAGGACUGGCUCAGUUCGGACAAAAACCUCCCACUCCCAAACUUUUGCGUGCCUUUGCAGGAGGAGCAUUCACCAAAAAAGGCUUUAUGGACAGACUUAAGACUGCCGCUACAUCAGAAUGUCAAUAAUCGCAUGAAAUACAUUAAAGAUGUCUCUUUAAGGAU